UUCCUUUCCUUUCUACACAUACAUUCCUUCAAUCCCACACACCACCUUUAGUUUGCGCAUUUGAUAAACUAAUUUCUAUAUUAGUUAAAGAAAUUAUUUAAUACAACAUGAUCUGGAAGCCUUUAGUUUUGGGUUUCGCCGUGUUGUUUUCCUUGGCCAAUGCUGCACCUUCCCACUCCAAGGCAGAGCAUUAUAUUGUCAAGGUCAAUGAUAAUGUAGUUCUUCAGGACUUCAUGCCACGCCUUCUUGCUGCUGCCCUUGACGCUGUAGACGAUCUUGUGAAGAAAGAAGAAUCUCGCCAUCACCGUCGUUGUCUCGAAAAGCAUGCUGAGAUCGUCAAGACCUUUGAAAUGGGUAGCUUCAAGGCUUUCUCAAUUGAAGUUUUGGAUCGUCGUGUGAUCGACGCUCUCACCAACAAGUUCCCAGAAAUCCAAAUGAUCGUCCCAGAUGAGCUUAUUCAGUACGAUAUUCUGGAUGUACCCAACCACAAGGAUAGUGAUUUGCAAAAGCGCUAUCGCAUUCGUUACCCUCGUCCCAAUUAUCCCAGACAGUCUACUGAUGACACAGACGAAGAUCAUGAAGACAACCACGAAGAAUAUCAUCGUGCAAACCCUAGACUCAAUCGUCGUUGCCACAAACCUGCUAAAACCGUCGCUUCCACAAACACAACCAGUGAUUCGCUUGUUCUCAGCCAGAAAAACUCUCUUUGGAAUCUUGCCCGCUUGUCUGUCCGCGAUCGUAACCUCAAUGCCGUUUAUGAAUACGAGAAAAAUGCUGGGUACUUUACCUUUAUUCGAUUCUUUAGAAAGUCUUUACUUACUGGCGUAACUGUUUAUGUCGUCGAUGAUGGUCUUUUGAUUACCCACAAAGAUUUUGGUGGUCGUGCUAAAUGGGGUUGGUCGCCAACAUCCACAUAUGGCAAAGAAGGCGGUGGCCAUGGUACCCACGUAGCAGGAAUUAUCGGAGGUACUCAAUAUGGUGUUGCCAAGAACGUUAGUUUGACUGCCGUACAGGUCUUAAACCGCUUCGGCCAGGGAACUGUCUCUACCAUGCUUAGUGGUAUCGAAUUUGUUAUCAAGGACGCCAAGAAACAUAAGGGACGUGCCCUGGUCAACAUGUCACUUGGUAUGCCCACUGGCUCAAAUAUUGCCACCUUGAUCGAUGAAGCUGUUGGUACUCUUAUCAAGAACAAUAUUCCUGUGGUCGCUGCUGCUGGAAACACACCUGUUGAUGCUUGCAACACUGUUCCAGCUGGUACCGAUAAUGUCUUUACUGUCAGUUCUAUUGACAACAAUGACACUAUGGAUCCAUACAGUGCAUACGGAAAAUGUGUCGAUGUCCUUGCUCCUGGUAUUUCGAUCAGAAGUACUUGGAUUGGAUCCAGCAACAGCGAGACUGCAUUAAUGUCCGGUACUUCAAUGGCCUCUCCCCAUGCUGCUGGCGUCGCUGCUUUGUUGAUGACUCAGUUAGGUAGCAACCCUACACCUGCUCAAGUAUAUGCUGCUCUGAAGGCUGAUGCUACCCUUGGCAAAGUCAAGGAUCUCAAACCCAAGACACCUAAUGCUAUUGUUCACCACACUGUCUAAAAAAACCCCUUACUGCCAUUCUUAUUUAUUUGCUUGACUUUUGUUAGCCUCAAGUCUUUAUUUUUUUCUACGUCAAUAAAGCAAAACCUCGUUAAUUUAACCAU
Messenger RNA from Phycomyces blakesleeanus NRRL 1555(-), 1690 nucleotides. RefSeq names its product secreted subtilisin-like serine protease. Gene Ontology annotation, molecular function: serine-type endopeptidase activity. NCBI's taxonomy places the organism in Eukaryota, Fungi, Mucoromycota, Mucoromycetes, Mucorales, Phycomycetaceae. Bases 108 to 1586 code for a protein of 492 amino acids. The record is from RefSeq and is a predicted model, not a curated record. The transcript has 7 exons. Gene Ontology annotation, biological process: proteolysis.